This is a messenger RNA of Vigna radiata var. radiata (mung bean), 1123 nucleotides long. RefSeq names its product 50S ribosomal protein L9-like. Bases 490 to 954 code for a protein of 154 amino acids. The record is from RefSeq and is a predicted model, not a curated record. Gene Ontology annotation, cellular component: ribosome; mitochondrion. The transcript has 4 exons. Gene Ontology annotation, molecular function: structural constituent of ribosome. Gene Ontology annotation, biological process: translation. Lineage: Eukaryota; Viridiplantae; Streptophyta; Magnoliopsida; Fabales; Fabaceae.
AGAAUUUUUAAAAAUAAAAAUGACGUGGAAAAAGUAUUGGGCAGAGUUUUGAAGUUUUGGAGCUUCAUUCUCAUUUUUUCAGAAUUUGAAUCUGAUGCAAGGUGAGAGAGAGAAGCGAAGCUGUGAAGAAGAGAGAACGGGAACCUUAGAGAGAGUCCCACUUCCUCUCAUCCCAGAUCGACCAAUGCGAUAGUCUCUCGAACUCCCUCCUCCUCUUCAACAAGAUCGGCGACGUCAAAGCCCUAGGCCGUUGCUGCGUCGUUUCUCGCCGCUUCCACUUCCUCGUACCUCAGGUCGAAAACGUCGUCGUCUGCGUCGACUGCGUCAUCUCCGACGACGACUCUUCCUCCUCCUCCACGGCCUCCGACAAGUCCCGCGACCCUUUUUGGAACCUCCUCCGCCUCGUUUUUGGCAGAAUCAUUAAGCCCAUCCAAACCCUCGGCCAGUUUUCUUGUUUAGUUUUCUCUUGAAGUUUCGAAGUCAAGUAAAAUGGGUUAUCUUCAAUUUGGAAGACAUGGUGUUAGGAAGAUUAUUAGAUCUAGAGAUAUCAGUUAUGAUAAUGUUGUGGUAAACCCACUCCUGUUUGCUUCCCAAGGGUUUCGUUACAAGAGGAAGCUCCAAGUCAUCCUUACAACUGACAUAGAUAAGCUGGGAAAGGCAGGUGAUACUGUCAAAGUUGCCCCUGGAUAUUUUCGCAAUCACCUAAUGCCUAAGCUCCUUGCUUUCCCUAACAGUGAUAAGUUUGCUUAUCUUCUCAACGAGCAGCGCAAGGUGUUUUUUUUUUUUAAGGUGGCGAGACAACUCUGCGUGAACAUUGCAGCCGAUAACCUGCAUCUUCCAUUACCUUUAUCGACGUUGGGAGAAUAUGAGGUGCCACUGCGAUUACCAAUAUCCAUCCCCCUGCCAGAGGGCAAGGCUAAUUGGAGUUUGAAAGUUAAAAUCAGGAGUAAAUAAAUCAUUGUAGAAUUCCGUUCACAGGGAUGACAUUAUUGUUUUGUGCUGUCAAAUCGAACCUGGGAUUAAAAGAGUUUGACGUGUUUUUAUUUAUAGAAAACAUAAAUGUUGACACAUUUAACAAUGUUGUGUUAAUUGAAUAAGUGUUGUGAUUUUCUUUUCGUGUGAA